GCCGGCCGCAUCGGAGAGGAUGAACGCCAGCAUCACUUGGUGUGUCAAAACUGCAGGAGGAGCGAGCGCAAGUGGAUCCAUUUGAAAUCAUGUGGGUUGUGUUGAUGUUUCUCUGUGGUGUCGUGCAGGUUUCAGCUGAAGUAUCAUGCGCACGCCCCAUCGACACAUCAAGUGCAGUCUACUCUUCCACUUCCGGUUCAGUGUCAGUCAACACAGGACCAGGAAGAAACCAUGACACCUGGUGCCCGGAUGACACCGACACCCGCCAAUGUCUGGACAUGGCCCUUCGUUAUACCGUCAACCUCAGCUACAUUGAGAUACACGGUGAAUCCAGUGGUGGAAGAAGUUGUCGUGUCGACAGAUUAUGGCUGGAUGCCAAUAGGACAGAUUCCAUAGAACUGGGCAGAGUGAACGGCACCAAUUCAUUUACGAGCCGCCCGUAUCCUGCCCUUGAGAGCGGCCUCUUUCAGAUAGCCAUAUCCAAGAACAUCAACUGUUGCUUCCGGUUUCUCCUGAAGGGAUGCAUUGUGGAUCACACAGAUACUGACAGUGUUAUCAACAGAACCCCGCAGAGACCAGCAGAAACAGCGCGCGGUCUUGACGCCGUUCCUUCUGACGGAAGUUAUACCUCUCCUGACGUCACGCCUCCCAUUGUUGACGUCAGCUCAAACGCCAGGGCCACGCCCCCCUCGGAUGAGGACGAUGUCGCCGACAAGACGUGCAGUUGUUGUGAAGAAGAGGCGUUCCGAAAUUGCGCAAAGAAGAAGGGGUCCUCAGGUUUGCAGAAGAAGAAAAACAAAGAGGAAGACGGAGAAGAGGUUAAAAAGGCAAAGAAAACACGCGCGUCAACGGCGUCCGCUGCAAUGGCAGAAGUCCACGCGUUUCUCCGCCAGAGGGCAUCUCGGCGGAAGGGCAAGAAAGGCGACCUUGACCUUGAAGCGGCGGAGGCGUUGCUGUUCACCGUCCUUGAAACAGACGUCGAUGUCACAAAUCUGGACAAUGGUGCUGGUAAUCUCACAAUGGGCGUUCUGGAGGCGGUUUCGACAAUGAUGUCCAUAGACGCACCCGGUUCUCGUCGCGGUCGGCGUCAAAGAAUGGUUCUUGCUGCUGACAGAUUUCUCCGAAAGCUUGAACCGGCACUGCUCAAAGACAGGACGAAACUCACCCUCAAGAAAAGCAACUGCAAGUUUCAUGCUCAGAGACUUGAGAGGAGGAAGGCAGCCAGGUUUCAGUUUGACAGGGUGUCCGUUAUAGUUCCUCCGCUUGAAUCUAACGCCACAAACGGAACCCAUACCAGCCAGGUAAUUGUAGCCAUCUUGGAUUCUGAACUGGAGGAUAUGAAGGAGUCUUCACGAAUCACACCCAUUGUGUCAGUCAACAUUGGUGCACAUGAUUUGAUGACGUCAACGCUCGAUCUUCAGUUCAAACAUGUUCCUUUAGAUCACAACAAACUGAGUCCACUCUGUGUGUUCAUGAAGGAAGAUCUUCGCAGUUCAGAGUGGUCGCCUUCCGGUAUAGCAACUACCCGGAUGACGGACGACAGUACCGUGUGCAAAUCAAGUCACCUGACCAACUUCGCCAUCAUUAUGCAGCCAGUAGAACUGACGGUGUCCUUAUCGGACAUGGCUGGCCUGGAAAUGACGUCACUGAUCGGAUGCGGCGUGUCGCUCACCGCACUAUCAAUCACGUUUCUCAUGCUGAUAGGAGUCAGACGAGCGUCCAGAAGGUUGUACAUACUAAAGAACAUGGUGUUUAUGCUACUGCUGGCCCAGACGGUGUUCCUGGCAGGCAUUGACAAGACCCACAACGAGAUGCUGUGUAAGACCGUGGCUGUCCUGCUGCACUACCUGUUUCUGGCCUGCAUCAUGUGGAUGCUGAUGCAGGGGGUGGAGCUCUACUUCCGGGUGUCGGAUGUCUUCAAUAGGGAGAACUACUAUGUGGGAUACACGAUGGUCUCCUACCUCACCCCCCUCGUCAUAGUGGGAGUGUCCCUGAUUAAAGCCUACCAUCUGUACGGAUAUGAAAAGUACUGUUGGCUGUCUCCGGAAGAAGGACUUGUGUUUGCCUUUAUCGUUCCGGCACUGUUGGUGUUUACGGUCAACGUCCUUGUCCUUGUGGUCGUGAUGUUAAAGUUCAACAGGGUCAAGGCCAACGCUAAGAAGACGGACAAUCAAAGGAUAAAGUCCAACAUCCGGGCCUGCGUCAUACUCCUCCCACUGUUGGGGCCGACGUGGAUUGUGGGGGUGUUUGCUGUGAACAGCUCCACCGUCAUCUUCCAGUACCUCUUCACCCUGCUGAACGGACUGCAGGGGAUGCUGGUACUCAUCUUCCACUGUUUACUCAAUGAAGACGUGAUGACGUCAUGGAAAAAGAAAAUUGCCCUCCGUCAAAGCCGAGUCCACAUGUGCGAGGUCAAGGUCUCCUCGCCGACACAAAAUGCAUGGACAAUGCAGUUCCUAAAGCCAAACCGAGCUCUUCGGAGUGUUCAGGACGUUUUCACGGUGACAACAUCUAAAGUGAAGCAAAUUUCGAGAAAGCCGUGUGUCCCUGAUCUUUGUCAAGAUAAGCCAGACUUGCCAAAUAGUGAAGGUUAAGCGAGAAGCAACCAAGCUAAAGAGGCUAACAAUUCGACAAUUUCAAAUUUCGUUGUCAGUUAAAAUUGAGUUAAUUGUAAAAUUCAUGGUCAAUAAAAUAUCAUGCACCCCUUGAGAAGAUUGUGUUCGAACGAAUGUUA
Molecule: messenger RNA, 2734 nt
Organism: Haliotis rufescens (red abalone)
Lineage: Eukaryota; Metazoa; Mollusca; Gastropoda; Lepetellida; Haliotidae
Product: adhesion G protein-coupled receptor B1-like
Exons: 23
Coding region: 90-2594 (834 amino acids)
Biological process (GO): cell surface receptor signaling pathway; adenylate cyclase-activating G protein-coupled receptor signaling pathway
Cellular component (GO): membrane
Molecular function (GO): G protein-coupled receptor activity
Source: RefSeq, a predicted model, not a curated record